Parascedosporium putredinis is the source of this 267-nucleotide messenger RNA. NCBI's taxonomy places the organism in Eukaryota, Fungi, Ascomycota, Sordariomycetes, Microascales, Microascaceae. The record is from the annotation of a GenBank genome assembly.
AUGUCGCUCCUCCGAAGAAACUCAAGUCAAGUCCGCCAGCGAAGCGCCGCCGGAUCGUCCUCUGGCCCCUCGGACCGCUCCGGCUCCCGCAUGAGCCUUCUCGUCCAGGUCACCGGCAGGGUCCACUUCGGCAAGGGCAGGGACUCUGUGCGCAAACCCUUUAACGAAGUUUUUGUCCUCGUUCCUAACUGGGAGGCUCUCUCCCGUAACGCUCCCAGGAAUCUCAGGAGAUGGCUCAUCAUGUCGCAAAAUUUCCGCACCCUUUGA